CAAAAACUGCACCAGGACCAUCCGAUGCACAAGAUGAUUAGGAAGAUAACCUAUAGCCUGGGAAGACGUGUGUCUGCUGUGGCAUGUGGGACCACCCAGGUGAGAAGAUUUCUGCAUGGUGCUUAUUUCAAGAUUCAGCCCUCUGUACAGGAAGCCCUGAUGGAGGGGAGACCAGUUGUAGCCUUGGAAAGCACCAUCAUUACACAUGGCAUGGCCUAUCCUCAGAAUCUGAGCAUGGCCAGAGAGGUGGAAGAAAUUGUAACAACAAAUGGAGCAGUGCCAGCCACUGUAGGUAUUUUAAGGGGUCGAAUCUGUGUGGGACUCACAGACGAGGAACUCGAGUUCUUGGCAAGCAGUAAAAACGUAGUUAAAGUGUCUCGGAGAGAUCUUCCUUACGUCCUCAGCCAGGGCUUGUCUGGUGGCACUACUGUGUCUGGAACAAUGAUUGCCGCACACAAAGCAGGAAUCCCUGUGUUUGUGACAGGUGGCAUAGGAGGCGUCCAUCGGGGAGGAGAGAACACUCUGGAUGUGAGUGCUGACUUGACAGAGCUAGGACGAACUCCGGUUGCUGUUGUAUCUGCAGGAGUCAAGUCUAUCCUUGAUAUUGGCAGGACACUGGAAUAUCUGGAGACUCAGGGAGUCUGCGUGGCUGCCUUUGGAGAGUCAAGGGAGUUCCCAGCCUUCUUCUCACGCCAGAGUGGCUUCCAGGCACCAUAUCACGUCCGGGACGAAGAGGAGGCAGCUGAACUCAUUGCCAGCGCUCUGGGGCUAGGCCUGAGCAGCGGGGUGCUGAUAGCAGUGCCCUGUCCCCAGGAGCGAGCUGCCUCAGGCCAGGUCAUCGAAGAGGCCAUCCAGCAAGCUCUCAGCGAAGCCAGGUCCAAAGGGAUCACAGGCAAAGAACUGACCCCUUUUAUGUUACAGAAGCUCAAUGAAUUAACUGAUGGGAAAUCGCUGGACUCCAACCUUGCUCUGAUCCAGAACAACGCCAGAGUGGGCAGCUGCAUUGCAGUGGCCCUGAGCAGGCUACAGAAAGCCAGAAGGAAGGGGAACCUGCCUCGGCGAGAGGACACAACCCUACCUCAGCCAGUGGUGAUUGGAGGUAUCAACGUUGACUUUAUAGCCAAGGCACAGAACCCUGUCAUCCUGGGUGGUGGGCAAACAAACGCUGGAAGAGUGAGACGAACCUUUGGCGGCGUUGGAAGAAACUUGGCAGACUGCUUAAGCCGUCUUGGACAGACUCCUCUCUUUUUAUCAGCUGUGGGGAAGGAUGAACAUUCAGAGUCCAUCCUGCACUACUGUCACCACAUGGACAUGAGCGCCGUCCUUCAGCUGGAGGGGAAGAGCACAGCCACUUACUGUGCUGUGGUCACUAGUGCUGGGGAGCUCAGCGUUGGCUUGGGAGACAUGGACAUCCAUCACCAGAUAACAGAGCAAUAUGUGUCCCAGUUCAAGGAGAACCUGUGCCAGGCCCCGCUAGUUUGCAUUGAUGGCAAUGUGCCUCUUUCCACUAUUCAGUACGUCUGCCAACUAGCUAGAGAGCAUCAGCUAGCAGUGUGCUAUGAGCCAACAGAUGAGAACAAGGCGUCUAAGCCAUUCUUCUCAGACAGCUGGAAAGCGCUCACAUACAUUUCCCCCAACCUGCAAGAGCUAAGAGCAAUAAAUCGGACCCUCGGGAACCCUCUGCCAGCAGAGCUGCCGUCCAGGUUGGAGGAUGUUGUCCAGACCACAAUGGCCCUGGCCCGCCCUUUGCUGGCCCACCUGUGCUGUGUGGUGGUGACCCUCGGUGCUCAUGGCAUCCUCCUGUGUGGCAAGAGCCUAGGAGGGAGCAUCUCGCUUUGUCCAGGAGCCCAGGUAAGGGCAUGGCAUCAGCCACAUGAGGCCUUAUCAGCUUGGGCAGUUCCCACUAACUUCCCUUCUCUCCCCCCACAGACUGCUGCUGCCAGCCUCUGCGCCACCCACUACCCUGCCAUCCCCAUCAGCAGGGAGGAGAUAGUCAACGUCUCAGGAGCCGGCGACAGCUUAAUGGCAGGAAUCCUUGCAGGGAUGCUUGCUAAACAUGACACAGAUACCUGUGUCCGGAUGGGUCUGCUUGCUGCAAGCUUGUCUCUCCGUUCCUAUGAGCCCAUUUCCCCAGAAAUCAGCCCUUACAGUGUCAGCCAGGAGCAAGUCAAGAGCAGGAGCUGGCCAGAGGUGAAGGUAUGGAAGAUGGACUAG
Gymnogyps californianus (California condor) is the source of this 2214-nucleotide messenger RNA. RefSeq lists its product as uncharacterized. Gene Ontology annotation, molecular function: pseudouridylate synthase activity; kinase activity. The record is from RefSeq and is a predicted model, not a curated record. The transcript has 19 exons. Lineage: Eukaryota; Metazoa; Chordata; Aves; Accipitriformes; Cathartidae. The coding region runs from base 25 to 2214 and encodes 729 amino acids.